CUUCCUCAUGUCUGCCAAUGCUUUUGCGAGUUACGUAUAUAAGCUCACUUGUACAGAAUGGCAGCAUAAUAUGAUGCCGCCAACUUGGGUCUCUCAUCUUGAGCCUCCGGAAUUGGGCUUUCUCGACAUUGCUCUUUGCCUUCACCCAUUGUACUCGAAAGUUGACGACUCCAAACUCUCAAUAUGUCCACCAAUGCGAUGAACAAACCAAACCGGAUUGACACUCAGGAUGAAUCUCGCAGGUCUUUCUCAGAGCCUACCAUGAUUCUUUACGACGACUGCGAAGCCCGUAAUCAGGUUGCACUCUCGCGUUAAAUAGACGCCAAUUCCGGAGUCAAGAAAGACGUGCACGCAUUGCACAUCUUUGCUGCGAAGGAGAUGCGUGUUGACUUCACCGACGAUGAGGGUUUUCCGAUAGGAUUCGGGGUCAAACAAUCCUCUAUUUAUCUGACGGAUCUUAGUGCUCUCGUCCGGAAACUUCCUAAUCUCCAUACCUUGCGCCUGGAAGGUGUGCACUGGAAUGGGUGCGGUGAUACAGAGCGCGACAAGAUUGGAACUAACAGCUCUUUCAAACGACUAAUUCUCGUGGACAUGGAACGGUCCAUCAGUACCCUCGCUUUCAUUCAGCUUCUCAGUCUUCUUCCUGGACUAAAGGAUCUUCGACAUUAUCGAGUUGCCCUUUCAUGCCGCUUCCCCGGAACUAGCUAUGAAGGUGACGCAGAUACGAUGAAUCCGCUUCUGUCCACAACAGGGACCGAGGAAGAUUUGAGUACCAACGUGCCGAUAUUAUCAAUUCUUCGCUCACGGCCACCUUCGCCACCAUCGGAACACUGGAUACCUUCGGAGUUGAAGCUUGAGACUUUGUCCGUCUAUAUAGAUGCAGAAUCUCUGCUCCACGUCAUCACACCUUCUAUGUUAUCCGACUUGCAUACUUUGCGCACCCUGUACGUCUUUGAUCGCGGACUUUGGGGCGUUACGUCUAUUAUAGUGCCCACUCUCAAAAAUCUCAUGUUCGAUGUUGAUUUGCAUGGUACGGCGGAUUGGGAGGACCUCGACUUGUCAGGGUGCACCGAACUCCGGUAUCUGACUCUUCUCCAACCAUGGAACAGUGCCCCUCCAGAUUUCGACUUUCCUCCGCCAUCGAUACCAGUAGAAAAUAUCUCCUCAAGUUUGGACGAUACGGAGGGUGCAGUUUAUCCUUAUCGUCCUCCUUCACUGCCAUCGUCAGCCGGAGACAUCCCGCCUAGUCAUACUGGAGCCGACGCAGACUCAGAUUCUGAAGUCGCAUCUGAUUUAGAAGAUGACGAUGAUGAUCCUACGUUUGACCAUAGCGUCCACACUAUUCUAGCUCGUGCUCCACCCAACGUUGAAGAACUCUCGAUCGUCACGUAUUGGCGCAAAUAUAUCGACCCCAUCAGACAUAUACUCUCGUCCUGGAAUUGGACGGCACUCUCUAACUUGCUGACGGAGAAUCGCCCCACCUCAAGACUCUCCGCUUUUGCCACGUCGCUCGUGAUGAAGGUGAGAGUGAAGAGACGGAAAUUAGGUUUGAAGGCUUGGAUGAGACGCUGCAUCAUAUUGUUAAGGCCGGAUUGCCUGGGCUUGACCAAAGGGGCAUCCUGAAGUUCGAUGGGGGCGUCGUCUGAUGCUGAACAUGGUCUGCGUCUCUUAGCCAAAGUAAUUCGUAUGUGUUCUUCGACUCAUGAGUGAUUGAAUAUGCUUCUCGACGCUUCUUGAGCCUUAGACAAAAAUAGGCGCUAUCCGGAUUUUAUUUGGCGGUACAUAUCAAGAAACGUCGACGUGUCUUGACUGUAUUGGCGUCGUCUUGUAUUGCCUCGCUACUAGCAUCCUCAGUUCAUUGUCGGAUUGUACGCAAGUCAUAAACUCUGAUUUCCUGCAGAGAUACUAGUAUGUGUCGUCGAACUAGGUCCUUAACAUAAAAAUCGUACUUCACGGAGAAGAC
This is a messenger RNA of Somion occarium, 1963 nucleotides long. NCBI's taxonomy places the organism in Eukaryota, Fungi, Basidiomycota, Agaricomycetes, Polyporales, Cerrenaceae. The record is from the annotation of a GenBank genome assembly.